GGUGGUGCUAGAAGUAAUCUCAACAUGAGUGCUGCUGGUAACCGAAAUAGAGAAAUUUUACAAAAAGAAAAGUCAGCCAAAUCUGAGGGGAAACACGAAGGUGUCUAUAGAGAACUGGUUGAUGAGAAGGCUCUGAAACACAUAACAGAAAUGGGCUUCAGUAAAGAAGCAUCCAGGCAAGCUCUAAUGGAUAAUGGCAACAACUUAGAAGCAGCACUGAAUGUACUUCUUAACAGCAAUAAACACAAACCUGUUACAGGACCACCUCUGAGAGGUAAAGGAAAAGGCAGGGGGAGAAUAAGAUCUGAAGAAGAGGAGGAACUGGGAAAUGCAAGGCCAUCAGCACCAAGCACAUUAUUUGAUUUCUUGGAGUCUAAAAUGGGGACAUUGAGUGUGGAAGGUAGGCUAACUUAAAGUAGAUUUCUUUUUAA
Molecule: messenger RNA, 431 nt
Organism: Canis lupus familiaris (dog)
Lineage: Eukaryota; Metazoa; Chordata; Mammalia; Carnivora; Canidae
Product: tudor domain-containing protein 3-like
Exons: 3
Coding region: 25-414 (129 amino acids)
Cellular component (GO): nucleus
Molecular function (GO): protein binding
Source: RefSeq, a predicted model, not a curated record